UCAGCAAGAUGAAUUCUCCAAUAUAAUGACUGCGCAGCAAAUUUCUUAAUAUGUUGAUUUCCAAAAUAAUUCUCAGGCAUUUCCUUUCAUUCUAUAAUAUCUUUUACAUCUGCGAGUACUUACACCAUGAAUGCUCUGCUAGAUCCUCCAUAGUAUUUUAAGGCUAUUCGACAUAUACUUAGUAGCUAGGGCAGAAGAAGAAGAAAUCAGUUUAGGGCCGUGUGAAUAGAUGGGGGAGACAAUGGAAUCGGUGGAUGUGAGAUGGGAGGAUUUGAGAAGGGAAGCCCGCAAAAUCGAGGGUGAUUUGGAUGUCAAGCUUUCUUCUUAUGCGAAGCUCGGAGGGAGGCUUGCCCAUGGAGGCUAUACAGAUGCUGGAUCAUCGACAGAUGUUAUUGCAGGUGAUCGAUCAUGGAAAUCAAUGGAAAUGGAGAUACAGUCAUUGCUUGAGAAGUUGCUGGACACAAAUGAUGCAAUGAGUCGUAGUGCAGCAGCUGCAACACCAACUACUUCUGUCACACAGAAACUUGCAAGGCAUAGAGAUAUUCUUCAUGAAUUUACACAGGAGUUUAAGCGCACCAAAGGAAAUAUCAAUGCUAUGCGGGAGCAUGCUGAGCUCCUUACAUCUGUUCGUAAUGACAUCAGUGAGUACCGGGCAUCUGGGAGUAUGUCACCUGGACCAAGUUUGCUGCGAGAGAGAGCAGCUAUACAUGGAAGUAUUACUCAAAUUGAUGAUGUAAUCAGUCAAGCACAAGCAACCAAAGGGGUCCUAAGUUCUCAAAGAACCCUGUUUGUAGAAAUUCAAGGAAAAGUCAAACACUUGAGUGACAAAUUUCCAGUUAUUCGUGGCUUGUUAGGAGCAAUCAAAAGAAAACGUUCCAAAGAUACACUCAUUCUCUCAGCUGUUAUUGCUGGUUGCACAGUGUUCCUUAUUCUUUACUGGAUGGCAAAGUGAUACUAUUACUUACUAUACAUGAUAGCUAAAAUGCAGUUGAUAUCAUGAUCUGAGUAGUGUUGAAAUGAGCCCUUGGGAACUGGGAUUUACCUUGCAUUUUAUUCAAGCGUUAUUCUUUAUUAGUUUCUUUCCUGAAUGUAGGGGAAAAUUCUACCCAAUGAAUUAUUUUGGAAUAAUUGUAAAUAAUUAGCAGCAAAUUGGUUUUUUGCUUGUUGCACAUAUAUUUAAAACUCCGCGCAGUUGGAUUUCUUAUUU
Molecule: messenger RNA, 1207 nt
Organism: Cryptomeria japonica (Japanese cedar)
Lineage: Eukaryota; Viridiplantae; Streptophyta; Pinopsida; Cupressales; Cupressaceae
Product: Golgi SNAP receptor complex member 1-2
Exons: 7
Coding region: 230-952 (240 amino acids)
Biological process (GO): vesicle fusion; endoplasmic reticulum to Golgi vesicle-mediated transport
Cellular component (GO): Golgi membrane; SNARE complex; Golgi medial cisterna
Molecular function (GO): SNAP receptor activity
Source: RefSeq, a predicted model, not a curated record